AUGGACGAAGCCGAUUUUUCAGAAGAUACAUCUUUUAAGCAACAGGAGGAUUUGACUUAUAAUGGGCAUCUCCCCCAGAUUAAGAUUUCCAGAGAUUACAAUUCUACCUCAAAAAAUGACAUUCUCGUCUCAGAUCAAAUUAUUUUAACAGGAGGCAACACUCAAGAAAAGGCUACACAUAGUGAAACUUUUAAAAACGUGGAUAUGACCAUGACUGUGGAGAAAACUACUGAAAAUGCUGUCAACAAAAAACAUGACAAAGAGAACCAAUGCACUGGAAUUCUUCAGCUCCCAACUAAGAAAGAAGAUGCUUCACGGUCAAAUAUUUCUGUUAUUUUACUCAAUCAUCUUUCCAAAGAGGAAUUCUUAAAUGGGCAAGGCAUUGAUUGUGAAACUCUCCCAGAGAUUUCUAAUGUUGACAGUUUUGAUGAAGCUAUUACUAAAAAUGUGAGUUCACAUUAUAUUCAGAAUUCUUGGCCAAAAGAAAAAACCUCAGAACUCACUGACCAACUCAAUCCCCAAAGUGAUAGAGAAAACAGCAAUAAACUCAGUUGUUCUCCAAUCAUGACAGAAAAAAGUACCUCUGAUUUAGAAGAGCCAGUGGUUGCUGGAGAUAACCUGCAAGAAAAUUUUAAUUUCCUAACUAAAGUCAAGGGCCCAAGGGAUAAACAAAAAAGAGUCCAAGGACAGGCACCCCAGAAACGGCAGACUGAAAGAGCAAGUUUGGGCAAUGGAUUCAAAUAUGGCCAAGGUCAAGUUCAUUACCGGCUCCCUGAUUUCUCUAAAAUUGCUCCCAAAGUGAAAAUCCCUAAAAAUAACAUGAUUAAUAAACCACUUACAAUGGCUAAACAAACCAGAUCUUCUAACCUGAGAGGUAAAUCAGCUCUUGUGCAAGAUAUUUUAGCAACCACACCUACGUCAAAUUGUACUGAAGAACAGCAUCAAAAGCAGAGAAAGGAAACUACUGAAACUUCAGAACAAAUCCAGAUGGAGCCUACAAUACAUAUCCACCAAGAACUUAGAGGAAUAGAAUCCGAGACACGUCUCCUUGAAUUGUCAUCAACCUCUCAGGAAGACCAUUCCUCAAGUUCUUCAUACAUAUUUCAAAAAAUAGCGCAAGGGCAACAGAUGUGUCAGAAGUUAAAAGAACAGACUGAUCAACUGAAGACUAAAGUUCAAGAAUUUUCCAAAAGAAUAGCACAGGACUCUCUCCAUUUCCAAGACAGGAGUCUGGUCCUGGAGAAACUGCAGGGAAAUCUUGAACUGCUGGAGCAGGAGUUUCUGGCCACCAAGGAGAAGCAUCUGACCUUGCAGCAGCAAGACCACAAGCAUAAAUCACCAGCUGUCAGUGACUUUGAUCCAGAAAGAAAAGUGGAAGGCGAAAUUUUCAAGUUGGAGAUGCUACUUGAAGAUGUUAAAGAGAAAAUUGAUGAAAGCAAGUAUCCUACAGUUCUCUCUCCUGUGGGCUCGCCAAUCAACCUGGAUGUCUUGGCAUCCAUAUCCUCUCCACCCUCAAAUGAGAUCCUCAAGGAGCACCCUGGCAGCCCUUCUGGGUCCCCGGGCACGUGUGGGAGUGAGGAGAUAGGGGUGUCCUCUGCAGGAACAAAGGAGAACCCCUCCUUCCAGGAGCUCCAGGAGCUGGACCAGCAGACUUAUCUAAACUUACCGAGCGUGGAUACACAGGACCAGCCGGAUCCGAUGUCCAGGAGGCUGUCUUCUGACUCCAGGGAGGAUGCUAUCAACUGUUCGGGAAGGCAGGAACAUGCAGAGACAACGGUACCAUGGCCAAGCUGUGCCUUCUGCCAUCACGUGCUUGAAUGGAAGCAAAAAAUGGAGAAAAAAGGCCAGAGAAGGAUCAACUGUGGAAAGUUUUUGGUCAUCAUUCAAGAAAAGGCACUGCACCCCAAUUUAAGCCACAGUUCUGAUGCAGAAGACAGCUUUAAUUCUAAUUCUAGCACUGGAAUGCAGAGUAACAAAUGUGAGGAUUGCGGCACUAAGAUUCAUAGCUCCCGAAGAGUCAGCAGUAAAGAUCUGCCUAAAGAAUUCCAUUAUAGAUACAACACCCCAGGACAGAAUUACUGGCCUUUGGAUGAAAAUAAAGACUCUUUGCCUUCUUGUUCAAAACCAAAAAGGAUCUGUUGCCAGAGAACAAAUAUGAAAACCUCUCAAGAUGAAUAUGAGCCUACACUAGAAAAAAAAAAUCUUAAGGCUCUCAGGACCUACAGCUCAGACUUUGCUACACUCUCACCCCAUUUCCACUCCUAUAGAACUUCUGGAAGCAAAUCUCUAUGUGAUUUUAAGAGUAUCAACAAAAUGGAAUCUGAGAUUUUAAACUCGGCUUUGGAUACUGCCCUAAGGACAGCAACAGUUUUAAAAGAAACUACUGAUCAAAUGAUUAAAGCCAUUGCAGAAGAUCUUGCCAAAGCACAGAAAUGGAGGAAUCAACAGAAAAAUGAGUUGUUCUGUCCAAGGAAACCAAUGAAUUAG
Choloepus didactylus (southern two-toed sloth) is the source of this 2487-nucleotide messenger RNA. RefSeq names its product AKNA domain containing 1 (gene AKNAD1). The transcript is spliced from 15 exons. Bases 1 to 2487 code for a protein of 828 amino acids. The record is from RefSeq and is a predicted model, not a curated record. Lineage: Eukaryota; Metazoa; Chordata; Mammalia; Pilosa; Megalonychidae.